Molecule: messenger RNA, 4275 nt
Organism: Nematolebias whitei (Rio pearlfish)
Lineage: Eukaryota; Metazoa; Chordata; Actinopteri; Cyprinodontiformes; Rivulidae
Product: zinc finger protein 518A
Exons: 3
Coding region: 204-4163 (1319 amino acids)
Biological process (GO): regulation of transcription by RNA polymerase II
Cellular component (GO): nucleus
Molecular function (GO): RNA polymerase II transcription regulatory region sequence-specific DNA binding; DNA-binding transcription factor activity, RNA polymerase II-specific
Source: RefSeq, a predicted model, not a curated record
GGGAGAAGGAAGCCAAAUGUAUCUUACGUUUCUCAGCUUUUCCGAGCCGGACUGCUUUCACCAGCAUGUCGGACGUUGAUGGGACACAGCCCGAACUUCCGUCCGAACUCACAGUAGGGUGACUGCGCUACAUCUGCUUCAGACAGAGUGUAUUGAAGACUGGGGGUUUGGAGGGACCACAUACAGACGGCAGAUUUUCAACUAUGGAAAACUUCACAAGACCUCAUGAUUUUGUCAAAAAUUGCUACUUAUCGUCUGGAGAAGAUGAAAACGAAAAGAUGAAAGACUUUGUGUACAAGCAUUUGAAAGAAGUAACUGAUGGGCCGCUCAGUAAUGCAGAAGAAUCUCCUCUCAAGGAUCAUGGGAUUUCAGCUAAGAAAGACAAACCAACUGCUAAAAGCCAUUUUAAAUUUCAUCAGCGGGCUGUUUUCUCUGGAAAAAUUCUGAGUUUUGGUUGCUCUGUGUGUAAAGACAGUGCAACCUUUAGCCCUAAUGAUCUUCUUAAACAUUUCCGAGCCAUUCAUAAAGGAACUCUUCCCACAUAUCCAUGUGACUUGUGUGAUUUUAUCACUAACGAGUUCCCUGUUCUUCAGCGCCAUCGAAUUGAGCACAGGGACACCUUAGUUACCUGUGAGCUCUGCAAUGAUAACAUUCAGUACUCUCUGCUCCUGCUCACCAGACACUACAUGAUGUGUCAUAGUAUUAAUGGACAAUUCAAAUGUGACUGGUGCGAGUUUACAACUGUUGAUGCAGGAACCUUCGUUCAACAUAUCCACCACCAUAAUGAGAGUCAUUGGAAGUGUUUAAAAUGCAAACAUAUUAGCUUGAAUAAAGAAGAUCACCAGAGUCAUACAAAUGGUCACUCUGAAACAUUCCCUUUUACAUGUGAGAUCUGUGGAUAUGGUGCAGCAAGGAAUGAGCUCCUUCAAAAGCACACAGCAGCUGUUCACAAAGAGGAGGCUGAGAGAAGAAAGGUGACAGAAGAUAGUGGCUCAUCACAGGAAACUCAGAGAAUGCCAAAACUAAAGUAUCAUUCUGGAAAUGUACCAAACCAAAAUGGCAGAAUAAUCAACCAUGAGUUGUCAUCAGAGGAGACCCACGACUUAAUGGACAUGACUGUAGCAAAGAAGGACAACAUGACUUGGAGCAGAAGUUCACAAAACAUAGAACCGUCAGCAGAAAUUAUGUUACAGGAAGGUGAGAAUCAAAGCUCCAAUGUAGAAAGUCACUGCAAUGCUAAUGGACUCACUGUUCUGAUGGUUAAAAACAAAAUCUCUCUUCCGCCUAACUGUACAACCAAAGUGAUGGGAUUUAAGAUGGUUGAGGGCAAAAAACAUUUGGUUCUCAAAGUAAUACCCUCAACAAAGCAAGACUUCCCUCUUCAGAACCACUCCGUUGCUGAUGGUGACUGCCCUUUGGUACCAAAUCCUGUAACGACUGAAAAUAAAGUCCCAGCUGAGCGCAAGCAGUUGUCUGAUGGAAAAAGCUCAACAUUAGAAUGCUUAGCUGGUUCACCAAAUAUUCAAAUGGACCAUGGCAGUAUUCUGGCUGUAAAAGUAAAGAAUGAAGAGGAGGAAGCCUCUGUUUGCAGCCUUGAUUCUUCUCCGUACAUCAUUGGCAAGCAAACAAACCUGUUUCCAAACAAGUCUUUGACUUCUACUGAUGCUGUUUUUCCAGUGACAAAUGAAUUGAAUAUUGUGGGCAACCAAAACCAAGUAGACAAAACAGCUUGCACAGGAGGAGAGAAGGGGAACAAUGCAACUUUUAAGUUGAACACAACUAGCCAUACAUCUGUAAUCUGCAAUAGUGCAACAGGGUGUGAAGAUGAUGUGACUAGUUUACCCUGUCCCUCAGAUGUUACUCAGAAAGCAAUCCUUUCUGAAAAAAUUGAGAACUGCAGAACCAUGGAUGUGUCAUCACUGACUGAUAGCAAUGAUGGCGUCAGCAAAAAAUACACAGAAAACUUUGUUUUAACCAUCCUCGAUUCUGACAAAACUGACAGACCUUCUCAGGUUACUCCUGAAAGAAAUUAUGGUACUAAAAUUGUUAUUGAAAAUAAAAGUUGCCAGCAAAAUGUAAAACAUCUGAAACCCCCAACUUCUUCAGUUAGCAGCAGAGCUGGGGCCGGUUUUAAAGAAAAAAGCACACAAAAUACGCCAAGCCAAGAAGUGUUUACCUUUCACAACUAUUCCAAGGAGACAUUUGGCACAUCGCCUAGCACUAACCAAAACUCGGACGAUGAUUCCAAUCACUCAGGACACCAAGAAAACGCAUGUGAAUCAUCACAAUUUAGCCUCACACUGGCAGAAUCUCCUGAACACUCCACACAAAGCACAUGUGGUGACAUUGAGGUUGAUGAGUGCAUAACUAGUGUUGACCAUCUUCUGACUGAAGAAAAUCCUGAAUCAGUGCUUCAAGAUUUCAAUAUUAUCAAAAUUGAAGAGGACAGCAUUCCCAUCUCCUCAAAACUGCCAGAAACAAAAAGUAGCUCAACCUCCAGUGAAAAUUUGGUUAAUUUAAAAUCAAUUGUUGUUCAACCUAGCAAAGAAGGACCUAGAUUUUUGAUAGCAAGCAAGGACUCUGUAAAACAAACGAGUACUGUGCAUUUUUGUCAGUUUCCUGAAGGUAAACAACCAGUGUUCCUGAAGACAACUGAGAAAAGAUUUGCUAUGCCAGUGCAAGUCAAGGCUGCUCCAGGGUUCAAACUGAUAACUAGAUCUUCAGAUUCUCAGAUUAAUGUAUCGUACAUGAAACAGGGGGUUGAUAAAUCCAGUAACAUCAGUGGUGUAACUCUUUCUCCUAACACCAAAAUCAUUACUGUCCCGUCAGCAAAGCCACAAGCCACAGAAAAUGGGAUGGCUCUGUUUUCUGCUGUUCAGCCAGGAGUUAGCACCACCUCAAAUCACUACCUGAUCAACAGGCAAGGCUUUACUGGUCCUGUCAUCCUUUCGAGCUCAUUGCAGAGCACACCAGCAGACAAAACAGCAAAGACACAAUCCACAUGCUACUUGGUCCAAAGAUCUGUCCCUUUUAUUCAGAAGUCCAGUUCACCUAAUGUCAAAGUGGGAAGCACUCAGCUCUCAGUGAGAUCACGGCCUGUUCUGGCUAUGCCUGUUAACUCUGCAGGGAAAUCCAACAUCCCACAAACUGGUCGCCAAGCUUUCUUGCUCCGAUAUGUUUCUCCACCCAAAUCAGACCUACUUCUAAACAACCAAGAUACAAAGACGGGGACUCUGCAUAGUAAAACUAAUGAGAGCUCUGGAAAUAAGGUAAUAUUUAAAAUUGUUGCCCCCAAUGGUGGCCUUCUUUCAAGUGGAGCUUCAAUAACCAACCAGCCUUUGUUCUUUGCCACAAGACCUCAAACUCAAUGUUUCCUGUUGUCACAAAAUAAAACAAAUGCUACUGCUUCCAGUGGACUAAAGAAUUUGAUCAGUACACAAAAAAAUAUCAUGAAAUCUGACAUUUCGCCAUCUCUGUUUAAAAGAAAGCUCCAACCGUGCGAAGCAGAGAAACUUGCCCUAGCUCCAAGACCAAUAAGGCCUCCAAGCCAAAGGAAAAGGCACAGAAAAGCAUUGUUUGAUGAGCUUCCAACAACAGUUCACAAGGCACAAAGACUUUCAGAGAAGGUUCAGACUGAGAAAGAGAUCGUCUUAUGGAAGCCUGUUGCCAAAGAGGUAGAGAGGACACUGAGGCUUGCCCCAUUCAGCUCAGUACAACAGAUCAAAUGCCCUCGUAGAUACCAGCCAGUCGUGGUGCUCAAUCAUCCAGAUGCUGACAUUCCUGAAGUGGUCAACAUCAUGAAAGCUGUCAGCAAGUACAAAGGUGCUGUCUCAAAGGUCUCUCUUAGUCAAAAAACAGUCCAGGCGCUCUCCGACUUCACUGAUCUGGGAAUGAACUCCUUGAGCAGAGGUGCAUCAUCUAGUGGUGAUGAUCCAAGACCCAGGCCACUUCAAAGUUCGGUCCGAGAGCGCUUCCUUCUAAAAAUGAAACUGAGGAAGAAAAACAAAAGGAAAUAUAAGAUAGUUAAGACAGCUUGCAGGCCAGGUUCAGCUGUGUUUGGCUGCUGGUUCUGCGGGCGACUCUUUAAUAACCAAGAAGACUGGAUCGGCCAUGGACAGAGGCACCUCAUGGAGGCAACAAGAGACUGGAACAAACUGUUAUGAAAGUUUCCACCACUUUCAAGUGGUUUCACACUUUGUGGGUUCAAAUGAAAUAUUUCAGAUUGUGUAUAUUUUUAAUAACACUACAGUAUUAUGUUACCUUUUAGUUCCUGUA